AUGUCGCAGGCUGGUAAAGAGGAGCGCGGAGUGAGUGUCGUCACUUCCUCUCUCGUGCACCACUUCCUCCAGCGGCUUGCUCAUGCAGCCAUCUUAUUUUACAACAACAGGGCUGCAAAAAUAUUUUGUGAAGGAGUGUUUCUACUGGAACGUGUGAUGUGGGACCAGGGGGGACAGUCCUGGCCGCAGUGGCCUUUGAGUCAGCAGCAAUGGAUGCAAUCGUUUCAACACCAACACGAUCCAGGUCAAGUGGACUGGGCUGCUCUGGCGCAGGCGUGGAUAGCACAGAAAGAAUCAACAGGACCAGAGCCCCCAAAUAUUCAGCCCAAUGGACAGGACCUCCCUGGCCUGGAGCCUGUUGCGCCAGGCAACCAUGGUGCCUUCCAGGGUGACCCAGCAUUUGGACGGAUGUGGCAGCCAGAAUGGGGAAUGCAUGGACAGCCCCCUCCUCCUCCUCCGCCGCCGCAGCAUGACCCUUCCUGGAUGCCCCCAGGGUCUGGACCGAUGGACGUGGUGAAUCUCAGUGAAGAUGGCAAUAGUCAGGACAGCGGAGAGUUCAACACCGAAGCCCACCACAGGGUUUACUCUCAAAACAGCCAUGGGUAUGGGGCACAGCCCGACAACUACGCCAUGGCCCCCUUGGCCAUAAACCAGUUUGAUUACCAGCAUGGUGCAGCAUCCACCUUCGGCCCAACUUCUUCUGGCAUGCCCCCGUACUGGCCAGGCCCACCACAGAACAGACGAGACCCUAGGCCUCCAGAGUUCCGAGAACGACCACGCUCACCAAUACAGCUUCCAAUAAAACAAAAGGCGCCAGUAACACCUCUGGAUGCCUUAAAAAGGCGCAAGCUUCCUGCAUGGAUACGAGAGGGCUUGGAGAAGAUGGACAGAGAAAAGCAAAAAAAACUUGAACAUGAAAGAAUUGAAAAAGAGCGUGCAGAAAUGGCAAAUAAUGAAGUUGAGGACGUCGAGCCAGAUGAUGGGAAUGGUGGACCUCGUGUUCCUCGAAAAAGCAAAUUUGAUAGUGAUGAUGAGGGUAACGAUGAUAAUUCAGUGGAAAGAAUUACGACAAAAAAGGAAUUUUUAAGCCACAGCCCAUCACCUGCAGCGGAAGAUAGUGAACCUGAAAUGACAGAGGAGGAAAAGGAGUUCCAAUUGAUGGUUAUCACAAAAACACUUCUGACAGAGAUCCUUCUCGAAGUUACAAAUGAAGAGAUUGUGCAAGUGGCUAAAGAGACUCACCGGAAGGCAACUAGAGCUCCUGCAAAACAGCUGGCACAGUCAAGUGCACUGGCUUCUCUGACUGGUCUCAGUGGGCUUGGUGACUAUGGCUCUGACGAAAGUGAGGACGAGGAGCACAGUGUCCAUGGGUCUGAGUCGUCUGACACUGACGAGGAGGAGUUGCGUCACCGCAUCCGUGAGAAACAGGAGGCCUUCCAUCGAAAAGAGCGGGAGCUACAGUUCGAAAAACAAGCGCAAGAAGCCCGACAAGCACGAGAGGACACCGAGAGAAAACAAAAACUCGAUUAUGAGGAAGCUGAAUUAGAGGAUGCUUAUGCACACUCAGCAAAACAAAGUGAGGCAGAGGCUGUAUCUGAGAGGCGUAGGUCCCGUAGUGAGAAGGAGGGUAGUGAGAGUAAACCUUUGAGUCGAGGGAAGGAAAGUUCAGGUCGUGGCCGCAGUGAGUCUCCAGCGAAUGGGCGCAGCAGCUCCUCCCGCUCCUCCUCGAGCAGCAGCCGCUCCUCUUCAUCCUCAUCAUCUUCGUCGGCAUCUUCCCGUAGUUCGUCAAGGUCUUCCUCUCCUCGUCGAAAGAGGCGGCGCAGCCGGUCCCCUUCGCAUAAGUCACAUAGACGCAGUCGCAGCCACAGCUCCCACAGACACCGCAGUGAGCGCAACAACAAAGGCAGAGACCGAAAGAGGUCAAGCGUAGAACGGUCCCGGGAUAAACGAGACCGCAGUAAUUCUAGAGACAGGAGAAGUCGUAGGAGCAGAUCCAGGUCCAGAGACAGGGCCCGACACAGAAGCAGGGAGCGCAGUCGAGACAAGGACAAGGAUAGAGACAAGGACAGGAAACGGAGCAGGGAGCAUAGGGACCGCAGCCACAGCCGGAGCAGCAAACACAAGAAGGCCUCCAGCAAAGAGAGGGAGAGGAGAAGAGAGAGAAGCCAUAGUCAUGAGAAAGACAAGAAGAAAAAAGACAAAGACAGAGAAAAGGAGUCAGAUAGAAAAAGGGAUAAAACUAAGGGUAAAGAAAAGGAGAGAGAGAAGGACAAGUACAGCUCUGUAGGUUCAGAAGAAAAUGGCAAGUCCAAGAAAAAGAAAGACUCUGACUCCUCCACAGACUCUCACAGUGAUCGGCGCUCUAAGCAGGACAGUAAAAGCAGCAAAAAGGGCUCCAUUAAAUCUAGCAGAAGGCGCUCUGAUUCAGACUCUAGUAGGUCCCCUUCUCCUGUGGUUAGCAAAGAAAAGAAAUCUAAGAAAUCAAAACGUAGUCGUUCAAGGUCUACGGAAAAAUCUCACAAGUCUGGUAAGAAGGCAAGCCGCAAACACAAGUCUAAGUCUCACUCAAGGUCAAUAUCCCCUGUUCGUCGUAGCAGGCGCUGA
Messenger RNA from Knipowitschia caucasica, 2604 nucleotides. NCBI's taxonomy places the organism in Eukaryota, Metazoa, Chordata, Actinopteri, Gobiiformes, Gobiidae. The record is from the annotation of a GenBank genome assembly.